This is a messenger RNA of Etheostoma spectabile (orangethroat darter), 997 nucleotides long. RefSeq names its product trypsin-2. Gene Ontology annotation, biological process: proteolysis. The transcript has 5 exons. The record is from RefSeq and is a predicted model, not a curated record. Gene Ontology annotation, molecular function: serine-type endopeptidase activity. Lineage: Eukaryota; Metazoa; Chordata; Actinopteri; Perciformes; Percidae. The coding region runs from base 68 to 811 and encodes 247 amino acids.
AGAUUAUGUAUAAAUGCAGUGAUCUUUCAAAUCCAGUCUGGUCGUAGGAAGGUUUGAGUCAGCCACGAUGAUUGGCCUGAUUGUUGUCACACUUCUGGGCGCAGCAGCUGCAGCACCUACGGAUGACAGGAUUGUGGGUGGCUACCAGUGUCCAGCCCACUCUCAACCCUGGCAGGUGUCUCUCAAUGUCGGCUACCACUUUUGCGGCGGCUCCCUCAUCAACGAACAGUGGAUCAUCUCUGCUGCCCACUGCUGGCAAAACCCCCCGACACAGAUUGCUGUCUUGGGAGACAACCACAUCUGGCAGAACGAGGGCACAGAGCAGUACAUGUCAGUUGAUGUCAUCUACUGGCAUCAGAGUUAUGACUACAAGACCCUAGACUACGACAUCAUGCUGAUGAAGCUGGCGCACCCUGUCACUGUGAACCAGUACGUCAAGCCUGUAGCCCUGCCCAAAGCCUGCCCCACACCCGGGGACAUGUGCACGGUGUCUGGAUGGGGGAACAUCUACACUGAUCAAGUGUUCAACCCGUUUUACCUGCAGUGUGUGGAAGUCCCAAUUCUGUCUUACAAGGAGUGUGAUGGUUCCUACCCCGGCAAGAUCACUGACCGCAUGGUGUGUGCUGGAUACCUGGAGGGAGGAAAGGAUUCUUGUCAGGGUGACUCUGGUGGUCCUCUGGUGUGUAACGGGGAGCUGCAGGGUAUUGUCUCGUGGGGCCAGGGCUGUGCUCAACCCAACUACCCGGGUGUUUACACCAAAGUGUGCUCUCUGAUGCCUUGGAUCAAUGAUAUUCUCUCCACAUACUCCUAGGCUGUGAUUUUCUAUCGCAGAACUACAGUAGGUGAGAGACAGGAAACCAGAGGGAGAUUGAAAUUGAAGGAGACGGAGACAGGAGACAGUGGUGGGUAGUGUCAAGAAGAAAAGCAGCGGGAGAGCAACUGAAAAAGAGGGACACAAGUACAAACAGUGAGAGAGAGAGAGAGAGAGAGAGAGAGA